AUUCUGUCAAAUUCAGUUCACGGAUAAAGUUUGCGGAAAAAUGAAAACAAUGAAAAUUUAGAAGUAAAAUAAAAUAUUGUUAGUUACUUGGGUUGUGGUCAAACAAGUGAACAAUAAAUUUAUGUGUAUAAAGUGCGAAGCAAACAGUUUACGAAAGUUGAGUUGAAAACCACGGGAGCUCUGCAAACAUGAGUGAAUUCGAAGCAGCAGGGGUUAAUACAAAUAUCCUGACCCCGAGCACGGGCCAGGGGUCCUUUAAUUGUGUUGACAGCAACGCUGAUAGUGCACGCAAUAGUCCGCAAAGAAGUUCAAAAACCCCUGAUAGCCAGGAAAAAAUAGAAAUUACUCACAUCAAACAGAUCCGCCUGCCUAUUGAGGGCAUGACUUGCCAGAGUUGCGUAAGGACUAUUGAGGGCACGAUAUUAGGGAAGCCAGGCAUUCUAAAUGUGCAUGUGGUUCUAGAAGAGAGUGCUGGUUAUUUUGACUACAAUCCAGAAAUAACAGAUCCGCCUAAAAUCGCCUUUGAAAUAGAAGAAAUGGGAUUCGACUGUCCAUAUAAAGCUGCAGACGAAACCGUAGAAAAGGCUGCGGGUGGGAGCAUAGCUUGUAGUUCUAAAACACAAAUACGCAUCAUUGGUAUGACUUGCAACUCGUGCGUUCGCAACAUUGAAGGAAACAUAGGUACGAAGCCUGGUGUUUUAAAAAUUUGUGUAACUUUAGAGGAUAAGCGAGCUACGGUGGAGUAUGAUUCCACCCGAUUGACGCCUAGAGAAAUUGCUGAAAUGAUUGACGACAUGGGCUUUGAAGCAAGCGUAUGUGCUGAAGCUAACGCUGGUGACGUAGGAGUUAGUACACCCAAACACACACCAAAGCGUAGUUCAACACCCCCGCUGAAGCAACAGGUGUCAAAUGGAUCUCCUGCAAACGCCUCCCCAAAGGCCCACGCAAUGGUUUCCGUUGACGAGGCAUUAUCGAAAUGCUUUCUGCAUAUACGUGGCAUGACGUGUGCCAGUUGUGUAGCAACCAUUGAGAAACACUGCAGAAAGAUUUAUGGAUUAGAUAGUAUACUUGUGGCGCUGUUAGCCGCCAAGGCAGAGGUGAAGUACAAUGCCAAUGAAGUGACUGCUGAAAAUAUUGCCAAAUCAAUAACGGAGCUGGGAUUUCCAUCGGAAAUUAUUGAUGAACCGGGAAGUGGGGAGUCAGAGGUAGAAAUUGAAAUUGCGGGUAUGACCUGUGCUUCCUGUGUAAACAAAAUCGAGACGCAUGUACGGAAAGUGAAAGGUGUUUCAGCAGCUGCAGUAACAUUAAUGACUCAAAGAGGAAAAUUCCGAUAUAAUACCGAGUUGACUGGCCCGCGCAGCAUAUGCGAGGCUAUCGAACAGCUGGGCUUCACGGCACGUCUGCUCAAUGGCAAAGACAAAAUGACGCACGACUACCUGCAACACAAGGAAGAGAUUGCCAAAUGGCGCAAUGCCUUCUUGGUAUCUUUGAUAUUUGGAGGGCCCUGUAUGGUUGCCAUGAUCUAUUUCAUGGUCGAAAUGGGAGACAAGGGACAUGCAGCGAUGUGUUGUUUGGUUCCCGGUUUGUCGAUGGAGAAUCUGGUAAUGUUUUUGCUCUCCACUCCAGUACAGUUCUUCGGGGGUUGGCAUUUUUACGUGCAGUCCUUUCGCGCAAUCCGUCACGGUACCACAAACAUGGAUGUGCUAAUUUCAAUGGUCACUACGAUAUCCUAUCUCUACUCUGUGGCGGUGGUCAUAGCAGCUGUGUUAAUGGAACAAAACUCCUCACCCUUAACAUUCUUCGACACGCCUCCUAUGUUGCUGAUUUUCAUAUCCCUGGGUCGCUGGUUGGAGCAUAUUGCUAAGGGGAAGACAUCCGAGGCUCUUUCGAAACUGUUAUCAUUGAAGGCGGCUGAGGCGCUGCUGGUCGAUGUGACUCCUGACUUCGAUAUAAAAUCGGAAAAGGUUAUACCGGUAGACUACGUACAGCGAGGCGACAUUCUCAAGGUUAUACCGGGUGCAAAGGUGCCGGUGGACGGUAAAGUUCUUUAUGGUCACUCGACUUGCGAUGAAAGCCUCAUCACGGGCGAAUCAAUGCCAGUGGCCAAACGCAAAGGUGCAGUAGUCAUUGGCGGCUCGAUAAACCAAAAUGGCGUGCUACUCAUAUCUGCAACUCACACGGGUGAAAAUACAACCUUGUCACAAAUUGUGCGCUUGGUCGAGGAAGCGCAAACUUCCAAAGCGCCCAUACAGCAGUUGGCCGACCGUAUUGCCGGAUAUUUUGUGCCCUUCGUUGUGGUGGUAUCGACAAUUACGCUUAUCGGUUGGCUGAUAGCUGGCUUCGCUGACCCGAACCUCGUGCCGGUAGCAAUGGAACACAAAAUGCAUAUGGACUCUAACGCAAUUGUCAUUAGUCAUGCCUUCAAAUGCGCUUUGAGCGUACUCGCUAUUGCUUGUCCUUGCGCGUUGGGUCUGGCCACUCCAACUGCGGUAAUGGUAGCCACAGGCACCGGAGCCAUCAACGGUGUGCUGGUCAAAGGUGCUACAGCCUUAGAAAACGCCUACAAGGUAAAAACUAUUGUCUUCGACAAAACCGGUACCAUAACGCACGGCAUGCCAAUGACCUCCAAGCUAAUUAUGUUCGUCAAACCCGCAGUCUGCAGCUUAGCGCGAGCGCUCACCAUCAUUGGCGCUGCUGAGUCCAACAGCGAGCAUCCAAUAGCUUCUGCGAUUGUGCGCUUCUCAAAAGAUGUGCUGGGCUUGCAAACGUUUGGAAAGACACAGAACUUCCUUGCCGUGCCGGGAUGUGGCAUAAAAGUGACCGUUCUGCAGUAUGAGCAGGCGUUGCGUCAGGCUUGCAAUGCAGAGAAAAUUAUUAAUUACGAAAAUAACUACCGUUCCAAUCCCAGCUCCACACACACCGAAAAUGGCGCCAGCAUUGAAGAGCUGAUACCACAGUUACUGACACGCAAAUCCAUGGAGCUUCAGCAGCAACAACAGCUUUUGCAAUUAGAUGAGACCUUACCCUCUGAGGCCGUAUCAACCGUGCUGGGCAGCGAGAUAAAUGUUCUGAUUGGCAAUCGUGAAUGGAUGCAUCGCAACGCCAUAUCGGUGCCAAAUGAAAUCGAUAACUGCAUGAGCGAGGAAGAAACAAAAGGUCACACGGCUGUGCUGUGCGCGUUGAAUGGUCAGCUCAUCUGCAUGUACGGUGUGUCAGACCUAGUCAAGCCUGAGGCGCAUCUAGCUGUUUACACGCUGAAGAAAAUGGGAAUCAAUGUAAUCCUGCUAACGGGUGACAAUGAAAACACUGCUGCAAGUAUAGCGCGCCAGGUUGGCAUUAAACGGAUCUUCGCCGAGGUGUUACCCUCGCACAAAGUGGCCAAAAUUCAGCUCAUACAAGAAAGCGGUGCCCGUGUCGCGAUGGUUGGCGACGGUGUCAAUGACAGCCCCGCUCUGGCUCAAGCCGACGUUGGCAUCGCUAUUGCGGCAGGCACUGACGUGGCGGCCGAAGCAGCCGAUGUGGUGCUGAUGCGCAACGACUUGCUGGACGUGGUGGCCUGCCUCGACCUGUCGCGCCGCACCGUGCGCCGAAUACGGUACAACUUCCUCUUCGCCAGCAUGUACAACCUUCUCGGCAUACCGCUGGCGUCGGGCAUAUUUGCACCCUUCGGCUUCACGCUGCAGCCGUGGAUGGCGUCAGUGGCGAUGGCAGCCAGCUCGGUAUCAGUGGUCUGCUCAUCUCUAAUGCUAAAAUGGUAUCGCAAACCCUCGGCUGCUUCGUUGCGUACACCCGAGUACAUGAAACUUCUGGCACAAGAGCGCGACAAUGAACUCGAACCCGAUCAGUUGUCAUUGCAUCGAGGCCUGGAAGACUUACCACGCGCUAAGCUAAACCGCUCUAAUAGCUCACUUCUGUCACGAAUAUUCCUACACGGCGGCGAUAGCAUUCGUUACGAUCACAACGAAGGCAGCCUACUGGAAACAGAAGGUCGUGAUUUCUCCCCGAAAAUUGUUAAGUCGAAGAAUAUCCGAAAUGUGACCGAAAUGCAGAAGCUUUAAAGCGAUGAAAGGCAAGUUUUUUGUGAUUGUCCGUAGGUAGUGAAGUG
This is a messenger RNA of Rhagoletis zephyria (snowberry fruit fly), 4105 nucleotides long. It is a transcript of the gene ATP7, whose product is annotated as copper-transporting ATPase 1. Gene Ontology annotation, molecular function: ATP binding; P-type divalent copper transporter activity; copper ion binding. The record is from RefSeq and is a predicted model, not a curated record. Gene Ontology annotation, biological process: intracellular copper ion homeostasis; copper ion export; copper ion import. NCBI's taxonomy places the organism in Eukaryota, Metazoa, Arthropoda, Insecta, Diptera, Tephritidae. Gene Ontology annotation, cellular component: trans-Golgi network; plasma membrane.